This is a messenger RNA of Gigantopelta aegis, 4828 nucleotides long. RefSeq names its product protein FAM92A-B-like. Lineage: Eukaryota; Metazoa; Mollusca; Gastropoda; Neomphalida; Peltospiridae. Gene Ontology annotation, biological process: cilium assembly. The transcript is spliced from 12 exons. Gene Ontology annotation, cellular component: ciliary basal body; ciliary transition zone. The record is from RefSeq and is a predicted model, not a curated record. The coding region runs from base 95 to 991 and encodes 298 amino acids.
ACAAUAACUGCUGUUCAAGUAAAUUGGUUGCCGCAAAAACAAAACUAUAAACUCGAAUGAUACACAGCUUCAUAUUUAGAGGGUGGAACAAACGAUGAGUCGCAUAGAGUCGGAGGUAAAAUUUUCACAAAGAAGAAUUAAACACGUGGAAAAAUAUUUUGGUUUAAUUUGUGAUGUUCUUGGAUCUAUCACCAGAAAGAAUGCAAGACUUAGAGAUAAAGGCGAUAUGUUGUGUAAACACCUGAUGAGUUAUGUGGAGGCAGAGACGAUCAAUUCUUCGAGUAGUGCCUCUAUCAGGAGCUUCGCAGAACACUAUUCGGCUGUACAAGACUACAGAAAUGCUGAGGCCUUUCGACUUGAUGCUAAGGUUGUGGCUCCCUUAACGAAGUAUGAUGCAAUCUGUAAAGAAAUGAAGAAACAGAUCAAGGAGAAUAUGUCAACGUUAGCAAAGGAAGAUAAAGCCAAACAAAAGCUGGCGAAAGCGACUGCAAAGGGAGACAGAAUGCUCAUUUCACGGGCCCAAUCAGAGUUCGAACAUGCCAAUCGACAUGCCGCCGACCACCAUGACAAGUUGGAAAGUGCGAUGGAGAAAUUUGAACAGCAGAAGCUUUCAGACAUCAAGAAAAUCUUGAAGGAAUUUGUAACAGUUGAAAUGCUCUUCCAUUCCCGGGCACUGGAGUACCUGGGCAAGUGUUUUGAAGACAUCACUUCGAUAGAUGAACAAGCAGAUUUGGAUAAAUUCAAUAACACAAUGAGCACUAUAGCAGGGACUCACGAGUACCCAGGUUUGCAACCAGUGGUCAGUCCACUGAGUCCAGGCCCGGCCGAUCCAUUCAUAACGUCCAGCCAGCCUGCCGUCGAACCCACCGUCUUCAGAGAUUGUGCGCCACACGUACGCAUAGAGUCUGAAACCGAGUCUGAAGACGAAUAUCACCAGACAUAUGAAGCAAAAACCACAAUCCAUUUCCAAAGUUCGUCAAAGCGGUGCUAAACAGCCUUCAAUGUAUGGCGAAGAUGACGACGAUGAUGAUGAGGGUGAUGAUGAAGAUAGUGAAAACCGGAACGUCCCACCCGGAUUGCAUUCAUAAACGUGAUCGAUUCCAUGGCAACAUUUAAAACAAUAUUUGUAACACAUGCUUUUGGCACUUAUUCUGUCUUAUCUCAAAACUGGAACCUUGGUUUCAGCAGGGUAUUUUCUCUCUCUCAACAAAUGCUGUAAUCAUUGAAAUUAAAAUCAAUUAACAACUGAAGAUAAAAAGAAGACUGAAGUGUAAAUAAUGUACAGCUAUGUCAACAUGUAUCACUUGUUCCAUGGCUACAUUUAAAACCACAUUUGUAACAUGAUUAAACUAUGGCUGUACACAUUUUGCUUUUGACUUAACUUUUCGCCAGUCAUAGAACUUUUAAUAUGGCCGAAGGCUCUACAAACUCAUAAUUUGCCUAUGCCUUUACCUACUGAUUUACAAAACUGGGACAUAUUUAAUUUGAAUUUCUUUUCCCAGUAAAUGUUUAACUGAUAAUAAGCAUAACAGUUAAAUGCUACAGUACCGGAUCAGCAACAUGCUAAAGCAGUUGCCCAGCAACUCUUUGAGACGUCACUUGUUUGGUUUGUCCAGCUACUGUUACACCAUCUAUACCGGUAACAAGAAAAAACAGACUAAACCUUCUAUCUGAUCACCUACUUGUAUGUCUAGUUUACUUUAUCGUUGGUUUGUGUACUGUUUAGUAAUGACAGGUUAAAAACAUAUUUUAAAUAGCAGUAUAAUAUUUAUUUAAAAGUUGUUCCAUAACUUCAUGUAUGUUCCACAAUUUCUCUUUCAAUUCACAUCACUCACAGGUUCACAUUUUUUAUUUAUUUUGUAAAAAUAUUUAUUGCCCCAGAUAUUUAUAUAUUGAUAAUGUCAGGUUCACAUUUUGGCCAGUUGUUUCACAUGAUCUCUUCUCAGUAGAAGCUGUGACUGAUGAUUAAGUUUACAUUAGGUUCCAGUAGUAGCUGAAAAUCUAAAUUUACUUAUGGACUUGAAAUACAUUAUUUAAAAUAAUUUUUAAGGACUUUUUAUACUCAAUUUGUAAAGAUAAAAUUAAUUAGAAAUUACACUGUACAUACAAAGAGUAUCUAUCGUGAGUGACUGUUGCAGAUGGGGGAAGUCCCAACUCAAAAUUUACAUCUAUUUGUCUUGAAACAUGCCUUGUCGAGUUUCACACAAAACAAUUGUAUCUUGAGGGUUGUGAUUUUCAUUCCUUUUUUCCAACAGACACUAACAACUAAUAUGUCCUGCCUACUCAACUCUACAGGUAUAACUUACAAUUAAUUUAAACAAAUAAUAUCAAAUUAUUCAACAAGUUUAUCACUGCUCAGCUUCUCUGUCCAGCACACACAACAAACAUGUUACAUAUUACCUAUCUUAUUUUGAAGUGAAGGGACAAAAAUAAUCACCCCCAAAAAAUAUUUAUAUCUCUAUACAUACUUCUGGCUCCAAAUUUUCGAAGCUAUCUUAGCACUGCAAUAUCAUAAAAACAUUGUAAGCUAUGACACAUGCCAUAGUCUACGAUGGUUUUACAAUAAUUUAGCGCUAAGAUAGCUAUGAAAAUCAGGGCCAUGGUAUACAUGUGAGGAAAUCACCGAAAGAAAUUAAUAUUCCAUAGCACUUGGAACAAUUAGAUUAUUGCAUUAGGUAGCUGGGGGUCAGAGGUACAAUUAACCAGCUACACAAAAAUAAAGACCAGCUCGUCUCAUAUUGGAUGCAGUUUUAUACUGUAAUUUCAUCUUAAACUAAGUAUCAUAAUGUAAUUAUAUUGACUCACAAAUAGCCAAAUGGCAUAUGAAAUAGUUACUCAGAAAUUUACACCAGUUUUUACAAGUAAUACAAAAUGAGUUCUGUACUAUGAUUUCAACAGAGUUAAAUAUUGUAAUAUAAUUAAACUUUCAAUUUGUAUGAUUAGCAAAUUUGCCAGUUUGCAAAUUUUAAAAACAAUUGGCAAAUUUUUAUUUUAAUUUUGGUGAAAUAAUUUCAUUUAAUAAUUGAAAUUUUGUUACAAAAUAAUGGGGAUUCUUCUAUUUUUAUUUUUUGUUUAGAUGAUUUGGUGAAAAUAUCUGUGGAGCCUGAGCUAGCCCUAGUAUCAUUGAUACUUCUUAAUAUCUUUUAAAGUUAAGUCUUGGUAAUUAUACGGCCGUCUUUGACCUGUUGUAUUAUGGUAUGGUGUCUGUCCGUCCGUCCGUCCAUAAACGUUUCACUUCCAGAGCAUAUCUUUCUUAUCAAUUCAUAUACAAUCAUCAAACCUUGCAUGCAGGUACAACUUGGGAUGAUGGUAUGUCACAUACCAUAUCUAGGUCACCAUGAUCUACUUUCCACACAUUACUAGACAUUAAAGGAUAACCUUGUCUGGGCCACAACUUCCUUAUCAAUUCAUAUAGGAUCAUCAAACCUUGCAUGCAAAUACAACGUGUGAGUAUAACUAGGUCACCACGACCUACUUUUUAUGGGCAUAUCAUGUACCUCACUGGUACUCUUUGUUUACCUUUGAAUGUCUGAUCAUCAGCCUAACUUCUGCUAAACAUGUGUUUCUUCCACAACCAUUAAGAGAAUAGAAAAUUAAUAAGACCGUCUUCACCUCACACAAACCAAAAGCAAAAUUUAGUCCUGGUGCCAAUUGUGUGAAUCAAAUUAAAUUUACUGGUGCUGUGAUAUUUUGAAACAUUUAAUCAUGCGGUUAAUCAUGACUUUAGUGUGUUCUUUUACUUGAGUUCAUAUACAUCAUGUUAUAAGACCUGUUUAUGUUUAUUACAUGUUAUGACUAUUGUGAUACAUAACCAGUACACAACUGUUACUCGUUUUAAACAGUACAAUAUUUUUAAGAAGCUGUUUAACAUUCAGAUUUAAAAAAUUAAAAUCGGAUAGUCUAUACAACUAAGGGUUUUUUUCAUGUCUGUUGUUUAUAAUAUUUAAUGUACUGUUAUAUAUAUAAAUAUAUAUAUUUUUGUUCAUAAGACUUAUCAAACUAUAAAGCAGUUACCUCCCCAUAUAAUGGAUAAACCAAAAUCCACAGUAGCCAAUCAAAAAUAAGUUGCUUAAAGGAAGGACAAAGUAUUUGGUCAUGUGACAGGAACUUUGGUCUAUGCGAGAAGUAAAACUACUUUUGAUUGACUGUUGAUACUAUAAUAUACAGAGGAAACUGCAACACUUUAAAUAAUAUUUUCAAAAUUUCCUUCUAACUAUUUAAUUAAAUCAUUAGGUCAGUUAAUCACCAGACAUUCCAUAUUUUGAUUAUUGACAGAUUUUAAUGGAUUAUCGUUUUGUAUAUAUUUUUCAUAUACAUGUGUAGAUGUUUGUUGUUUUCCCUUUUAUUUAUUUACUUUAUUUAAAUUGGUCAUAUAAAACGCAUACAGUUGAUCAUUAGUCAUGGUUUUUUAUGUUAGUUUACAUAUUUGUAUGUUUUUCCUGUUUUGUUUCUUUUCUUACUUUUAUUUAAGUUUGUCACUUAAAAGUCACAUUCCACCAUCUUUAGAAUUGUACAUAAAUUGUUGUUCAUAUAAAUUAUUGAUUUACGAAAUUUAAUUAUGUAGUUAUUUUUAUGUUUGUUACUUCUUAGUUGAAUAUUUUAUUAGUAUAAUUAGACACUGUUUGUGUAUUUUUUAAUGUUGUUUUUCUUUUAUACGUAUAUACAUUAUACAAUAUAUACUUGUAAAUAUUUUUUUAUGGUAGUUUAAAUAAUAUAUACCAUAUUGUACGAAAUAUUUGUUUGAUGCGUAUAUUAUGACUAAUUAUUGUGAUACAUAACCACUCCGUCCACUUAAUGAACAAUAAAAAAGAUAUAUAGAUGAAAAAAA